GCUCAGCUACUCCCGAGUCGAAGCGCCCCGGAAUUGCCUGUGGAGACGUUCAAGUUUCGCUUCACCCGGACUCCAGUUUUCUGGGUCCCUUGUUGCAGCUGGUCAACGACGCUUCGUGCGUCGAGCUCCUGCUCACCGCGUUCACAUACGACGAUCCAGAGCUCACUGCAGCUGCUACCGCGGCCAGGCUGCAAGGGGCCGAAGUUCGACUGCUUAUCGACUUACAGAAGGCCCAGGCUUGCAAGGAAUCGGGUAGGAUUCUGCAGCAGCUCUUGGAUGCACAGAUCGAGGUCCGCACGACGUGCGGGUGCGCGGAAGAUGGAGUUGCCUUGUUUGUGGGUUCCCACAAUCUCACAAAAGCAUCCCCUGCUAAUCGCGAGUUUGUCACUGAGCUGCGGAUGCCCGUGGCCGACACUCGCGUUGCAACGUACCGUUCUUGGUACGAGGGCAUGUGGAGCUCCUCCGAGGGGAUACAGGUGGAGACUGGCGCUGCGCCAAGUCGCCGCGUGCGAGGCAAGAACGCCCCGCAAAGCGACGCCGCCAAGUUCGCCGUUGCAGUUCAAGUGACGCGCCCUGCUGUGGCGCUGAUCUUCAGCAGUGGUACUGCGGCAUUUUAUGCGCUGCUGUAUCGACGUGGGAAGCAGCCAGAAGGCCUUCCCCGUGAUUUCUUCAUCGGCAAGGAUGUUGCGCAUGCCAGCGACGAGCUAGACUUCUAUGCCCGGCUUCGAGAGGCCGUGAAAGAAGGCGGGAGCUGGGCGGCUUUCGGCCGCAUGGCCAUGGCUUGCCCUGGCAUCGUGCGCUUGGAGUGUUUGGGUGGCAAAUCGCAUCUGCGGACCAAGCGGUUACUGUUGCUCCUAGAGAACUUACGGCAUGGUUUUGAGCGUAUGCGGCUCCUGGAUGUGAAGCUCGGGGCCGAGACAUCCGUGGCAGGCUGGAAGGGAAAAAGCCGAUUGAAUGCAUGGAAGAAUGCAUGCGUGGACCAGCGAACGAACUCCGCUGUGGAGGGCUUCCGCCUCGAGGGCAUGGAGCUACCUCCACAGUCUCUCGAGAAGAGGAUUUUGGAGGUACUCCAGGCCAAGAGCACGGCCACCGCCAAGUACAUUUCACCGAAGGUCAUACGGCGUUUCACCUUGCAAAGGCUCCGCGCAGCUGACUUCCUGGAGUCAUGGCUGGACGUGUCAGAUCUAGGAGCUGGCGCAGAGCUACAUGCCCAGAAGGCGGCUUUGGCCACUUUCAAGCAGACGCAGCUCUUGCUCACCGCUGUGCUUGGUUUGGAGGUUCCACAGCAAUGGAUCGGCUCCUCUGUCGCUUUGGCCAUGGAGGUUGGCAGCAGCCGUUGCUUGGGACCGCCACCGCGGGUGGCGGUGAAGGUUUUCGAUUGGGGCCGGGCGGAGCUCAACACCUUGGAGAACUUCAAUUCUUUGGCUUCUGAGGAGAAGGAGAGCCGUAGACGUUACUGGAAGCAGUACUUGCAGGCUCUGGCGCGUAUGCACUGGGAGUUGGGCCGUCUGGUGGCUCACCGAUUCUGUUGCCCCGCAUGGUCUGUCUUCGUGAUGGAGCUGCGGGCUGUCACACCUGUUGUGCUACGUGCGGCCUUGCUGGGCGAAACCCUUUCAGCCUCUCAGGAGGUUCUUGGCAUGGGACUUUUCCAGAUGUCUCCAGAGGGCGGUCACGGAGAGAUCUCGUUGCCGCUGCUGGGCGCUGUUCGGCAGGAGACUCUGCUGGGUUCUCUCCGACUCCGUAUCGGCAUUCCAGUUCAUGGGAUCGGUGCUUGCUCCGUCAAGGUUUGCGAGACCUUUGACGUGGAGGUCGGCGAGCUGUUUGGCUGCAUCGUAACGGUGAAGGUCAUUGCUUUCGAGCGGCCCGGUGAUGCGCGGAUGCACUUGGAGGCAUUCCAGUCUGGGUGCCCGGCUCCUCUACCACGAGGGCACGUCUGUUCCCGCAGCACUUCUCCGGCCACUGCGACACAGGGCAAGCUUGUCUGGCAGGACCAUUUGGAAUUUUAUGGUCUUGGAGAGGCUGCACAGGCGGCCGAGGCGGAGGUGCGAGACUGCUUGGAAUCGCUGGGUGUGCCUGAGCCGCAGGAAAGGAAGAUUGUAAGGUGGAUUGUACGGGUGACUGGCUGGCUUCAAUGCCACCUUCGAUAUCGGAACCGGAUCAGGACAUUCAUCAUUCGCCCGGUCUGGAAGCCGUACACAACACUCACUGAGGUGUCAACAGAUGGCACUGCUUCAGCGGAUGUGGACGAAAAGGCGGCUGCCUUUCUGACUUGCAUACUUCCGAGCUUGGACACCGACCCUCGUCACAAUAAGGGGAGCGAAGUCGACCUCGCAAUGAGCAGACAAGCGGCUGAGCCACGGAAGGUCUCUUGUGGCAAUGCGUGCAGGCACACGGUCGUGCUGGUACGCGCCGCGGAGGAGGAGGGAACCAAGCUCGUGGGUUGGGGCAACAAUCGCUACAAUGCCCUCGGAAUGAGGAAAGCGCUGGGCGACAGGUUUUCUGCAUCCAAGGCUGACCAGAUCAAUGGCAUCCACUGGCCGUGCACGAUGCGAGUGUUCGAGGAGGCUGAAAGUUCUCAAAAGAAGAAGCCGCACUCGUCUCGUCACUUUAUCGAAGUCGCUUGUGGGAAUAACCAUUCUGCCGUGCUGGAAAACCUGGAGCCGUCUCAAGGGUCGACUUUAGCCAAGACCCGCCUUAUGACCUGCGGGAACAACUCCAACGGACAGUUGGGCCAGCCUGCCCGCAUCAAAGGUCUCAGCUGUUCAGUCAGGGAACCACAGAGCCCGAGCCUCGUGCGUGUUGGUGCACCCGCAGCCAUUUGCGGGAUGAGCCAAGAAGCGGAUUACGAGGAAUUUCUGGCCUUGCGCCGGCACGUACGCAAGCUACAGGCCGGCACCCCGUUGCUACUCCGCACUCAGGGGGCGCAGGGCCAAGAUCUGGAUCUUCAGAUCUGCUCCUUCCAAAUCUCCCAGGACCUGCAGCUCCUCUCUUGGCGGGACUGCGAAGGGAGCGGUCCCUCCCGGCAGAUUCCGCUCAGCAAAAUCGUCGCCGUGGAAGACGCCAGCCUUUCGUCCUUGCCUGGGGCCUCCAAUGGCGAGGGGCAUCAUGCGCUGCAGGUCAAGCUGCGGCAGGAGAAAGGCUCGGCCCUGCCGGCACAGAUCGAGUUGAUCUGCACCUCCAAGGAGGAUCUCGAGGCAUGGCUUCAUGGGCUACGCUUCCUCGUGGCCGACCAAGGUGGCGAGGUGGCUAAAGCGCCGCAGGGGAAGUCCAGCGAACAAGGCCUUCAGGAGAAGCUAAGGCUGCAGGAACAGCUCUGCGAGCAGCUGCGGCAAGAGAACAGCAUGCUCCGAGACAUCGUCAAGAGAAAGGACGAAACGAUCUCGGAGCUUCUGCGCGACAGCCAAAGCAAGUCUAUCAAGACCGAGUCGACUUCGCGGGAGAGCGACGAGCACUUGCAGUAUCGCGAGGUCGCCAUUCUUAGGCGGAAGAACAAGCGCCUACAGCUUGACCUGAAGUCCAAGCAGCAGACCAUCGCAGGUCUUCUGAAGCUGGUCGAGAGGUUGUCGCAGCAGGCAGAUGCCGAAACCAGUGCGCCCGAGGAGGACACGCAGGACGAGCCAGAAAUCAACCCGAAAGUUGUGGAUCCCAAGAGUCCCAAGAUACACGUGACCCAGGUAGCUGUGGACCCUGAGGAGCCUCGAACGGCCGAUGCGCCGGUAGUGCAGGCCCCAUGUCCCAGCCCGCUGGAUCCAGCGCCAACUCCCACUCAGUUGCAGGAGGGCCCCUUUGCGGGAGAGCUGGUCGCGCUAGUCGAGAAACUGCAGGCCUUGCAGGAAGCCACACUGACGGCCACGCAGGGAGUGGCCUCCCUUGGCAGCUUCCAGCCCCCGAGCCGGUCAGCUGCGGCCGGGGCCGGGGCCCAGGCGGCCCAGGCGGCCCAGGCUCCCGCCCCAGCGGCGGCCGGUCGGGGGCCGAAGAGUGCGGCCGCGCUCGAGGCUCUCCAGCGUGAGCUGGCGCUGCUGGAGGAGAAGAAGAGGGUUGUGCAGCACCUCGCCCACACCCUGGAGCCGGACGGCUCGGACUCGGAGGAGGGCGACGGCUUUCCGCUGCGCUGA
Symbiodinium necroappetens is the source of this 4115-nucleotide messenger RNA. NCBI's taxonomy places the organism in Eukaryota, Dinophyceae, Suessiales, Symbiodiniaceae. The record is from the annotation of a GenBank genome assembly.